AUGACCAUCAGCAUGGCUGGGUCACCGUAUUCUUCAACUUCGAGCACCAUGGCAAUCCCUGGGGUAGAGUAUAUUGUGCCGCCCGAGGAGCAUGACGUUGACGCGAGCCCUGAGAGCCAGAGAAGCCAGAGGACCUUCAAAAGGCACAAGGUCCUUCCACACCCCAGGAGCGCAAAUGGGAGCUUCUCUAACGGCUCCGACUCUGCAAGAACUCCCAGCACGGUCUCUCAGAGCCAUACAUUGCGACAUCAACGCCGCAGGAUAAGUGGUGGGGACCUGCCGCCGACUCCACCAGCGCAUUCCAGAACGUCUUCGAGCAGCCACUCUAUCCCCCUCUCGGGCUUAAGCCCCCUUCAGACGCCAGCCCAGAGCUCCGAGGACGUGCCCUCCAAGGCCAGUCCGAGCACCCCGCCGAAUCAACGGAGCCCUCCCACUCCCGACGUGACGCCUCCACAAAGCGCCAUCCGGCCUAGACCUCUGAUAUUGCGGCCGGCUCUCACCGAUCGAGUACCGUCCAAGGCCACUACUGAGUCACGCACCGAAUCUUUCAAGACUGCAAGGGAGAGCCCCGAGCCUUCGGAUGAGGAGGAUGGCCGGUCGACGCUGCGUCCAGCCGCGCAGUCUGCGAGAACAUCAGAGGUCACAGUCCGACUUGCCAAAGGCCAAACCAAUGGUAGCGAAAGGCACACCCCGAAAAACCAUUCAGGCUCUGGGCUAGGUUUGGGACCCAGCUUGGCCGACGACAACAGCCUGACGCCCAAGGCCAAAGGCGACUUCACCGCAUUUGACGGCGAUUUCGGGAGCUCGCCCAACGACGUCGAACAGGAAUGGGAUGACAACCUCAUGAGGAAUGUGACCGUGCGAAAGAGGCGGCCUAGUGCGCAUAACAAUGGAAGGCAACACGAGGUUGUAGAUGAUUUCACUGUCUCACCUACAAAUGCCACAAGAGCUGUGCGCGCCUUCCCGCUGAAGGGCAGAAUUCUUACCUACGAUUCUACCGACCCCUCAAGAAGCUUCACAGCCCCGGAGAGAGCAAAUACGGAUGCAGUCACAAGUGCGGAUAGCAGGAGGCUUUCGGGAAUGUCCUCCAAGUCGGCUGCUUCAACGGUCGUAGAAGCAAUCCUGGUCGGAACCCCUCCGCGCCGCCAAAGAACAUUGCGCCACGUCAAGCGAGUGGAUGCAUUGCGCGAUUCAAUUUGGCAGCCGUCGCUUGUGAGCUCAGCAACGACUCUGAACAGUCUAACAUCCAGGCGGCAAUCUGCAGACCAGGCCAAGGAUGUACUGCGCGAGAGCUAUGCGUCUAACUCGACAGUCAACUCUGUGGGCAGCCGAAAGGCUCGUCGUGAUGUGUGGAAGAACGGCGGCAUUCCGGUAGUUGUGGUACCCGAUCGCCAAUCAUCAAAUAGGUCCAGCAGUCGAGAGCGCUCUUUGCGGUCAGCCGACAGCAGGAGAUCAAAGAGCCAGAGCCUUGGCUCCGUGCCUCUGGACAAGCUGCCAAAUGGCCAAGAUUUGACUCCCUAUUUUGACCGCCCACCCAGACGUGGCCGGUCGAUAUCAGAGUCGGAUGGCUCGACGCCUGGAGAUCAGCAGCGCACCAUGGACUUUCCUCCUGUUGUCCCCCAAAGAGCGUCCUCUUUAUCCGCACCGACGAGUCAACCUGGCAGUCGAAGUCAAUCAAGAGACGCAUCGCGGAAUGGUUCGCGGGCCGGAUCACUGACUGCGGAUAGCCUCAGAGCUCACAAUGCUAUGCAAGCGAACGGAUAUCCCACCAAGCCUGCGCCUGCAGCGGCAGAACGGAACGUCGUUCAGCCGUCGGGUUACAGCGAACAGGUACACCCGCCGGCGGUCACCGUUAAUCCCGUGCCGUCUCUGGAGCACUUCAAACCGAGAGGCGAACAGGAUAGACUCGAGGCCCAUCAACCACGGCAGUCGGCGUCAAGGAUAGGAGAAUUGCUGCUCUCGGCCAAGGCUACACCAUUCUCACAGGCUUCUGUAGAAACGAACGGGACGUCGGCGGCGGACAUCGGGGAAGCCAGGGCCAUCAGCAUGUUUCCUCACCAGAACAGGUCUAUCCUUGUGGUUGACCACAGGCCGUCUGAAAGCUCGGAUGGCGAUCCCGGGAGCCAGUCCACAGAGAGGCCGAACCGGCCUACCAUCACGACCACGGAGGUUGAUGGCAUCUCUGUGGAUGAGCCUUCUACACCUUUGGCGCAGCCAACUUUCACUCUGGACAGCGUGGACUCUCCGUUGCGGAACCCCCGAGAACCCCCAGAACCUCCUGCCAUCAAGUUUAUUCCUGCAACUCCCUCGGGCUUAACACCAGCAGAGGAGAAGACCAAAAUGCUGGGAAACUUCUACGAUGACCUAGACGAGAAACCUAAGAAGGCGCCUUCCCUGGUUCGUCGGGCACUGAGCAAAAGACGGCAUUCGUAUGCAUCCUAUGGGCCUUCUCCAAACCGUGACACUCGUCCCGGCCUCCUAGCGAGGACCUUGUCCCUGGGUAAGAACACGCGAAAAGGCACCAUGGACGACCCGGAGGUGGACCAGCCACACGGCGAAUCGCUGCCACAUGAGCAGCCUAUGGACGAGACCCGACUUCACCCUGACUGGCGGCCAUCGUAUUACCCAAGUCACUACGAUGAUGAUGGGAUUUAUGACAUGGAGGGCGAGGAUGAAGAAGAGGUCAUGCGGUAUCCGUCUAUUGACAACCGACCUCCUCCACCGAAGAGAAGUCUUAGUGAGCGUAUGAAGCGGACUUUUGCCAUCAUGCCUCUCCAAGACGAGGAUGCCUUCAUUAGCGGUCCGGACAAAAGGACAAUCAGGCGGACCCCCAGUGGAAACUUGAGGGUAGUCAAGCAUCGUGGAAGCGUGGGCUCCCUCCGCAACAAGGCGAGCAGAGCGGAACGCCCCUCGACCGCGCCUGAUGGAGACGGACGCCGCCGGUUGUUUUGGUCCCGAUCCAACAGCCUCAGCAGUAUCAGAGGCUCACAUGCCAGUGCCAAUGCAAACGGUACUGCAGAUCGGGCGACACCUCCGCGGACUUCUGAGACCAGGAGAUGGUCCAUGUCUCAGAACUUGGGUGCCCUGACACGGCGCUUAAGCGAUAAGAGACGCGAGAAACGCAGCAACGAGUUACGGAAGAAGAUCAGUGGCCCCCGUGAGGUUCGUGAUGGCGUGGUAGAUGUCAUUCGGCAAGAUGGCUAUCGGCCGGCCUUGUCCCAGCCACGGAGAAUGCCCCAACGGAUUGACGGGAGCUGA
This is a messenger RNA of Diaporthe batatas, 3258 nucleotides long. RefSeq lists its product as uncharacterized. Bases 1 to 3258 code for a protein of 1085 amino acids. The transcript has 2 exons. The record is from RefSeq and is a predicted model, not a curated record. NCBI's taxonomy places the organism in Eukaryota, Fungi, Ascomycota, Sordariomycetes, Diaporthales, Diaporthaceae.